Venustampulla echinocandica is the source of this 4377-nucleotide messenger RNA. RefSeq lists its product as uncharacterized. The transcript has 11 exons. The record is from RefSeq and is a predicted model, not a curated record. Gene Ontology annotation, molecular function: ABC-type transporter activity; ATP hydrolysis activity; ATP binding. Gene Ontology annotation, cellular component: membrane. Gene Ontology annotation, biological process: transmembrane transport. The coding region runs from base 1 to 4377 and encodes 1458 amino acids. NCBI's taxonomy places the organism in Eukaryota, Fungi, Ascomycota, Leotiomycetes, Helotiales, Pleuroascaceae.
AUGUCCCCUGCCCAUCGCGAAGCUCCAAUCGCUGGCCACACCAACAUCAACAUUGAUUCGAGCUCGAGUUCGGGGCUUGGCUACACGGACGAGAUCAAACAAGAGAGGCAACACGAUCAGAAAGUCCUCGACCUUGUCCGAAAGUUCACAUCCCAGGCAGAACAACAUCACCUUGGAUCACCAUUUGAGGCUGUCGAGAGUAGCCGAUUAAACCCUAAGAGCGACCGGUUUCGAGCGAGAGACUGGGCUAAGGCGUUCCACGACUUGCGCUACAGCAGCCAUGAAGCCAUUCCUCGCAUUGCUGGUGUUGCCUUCAGAGACCUCAAUGUUUGGGGCAAAGGAUCACCGACAGAUUUUCAGUCGACCGUAGGUAACAAUAUUUUAAAGCUACCGUCAUUGUUCGGAUGUCGUACUCAGAAAAUCGAGAUUCUGCAAAAUCUAGACGGAUUGCUACUUCCUGGAGAGCAGCUAUGCGUUCUAGGCCCACCGGGUUCCGGUUGCUCUACGCUGCUGAAGACGAUUGCUGGCGAGACCCAUGGCUUUCAAGUCAGCCCAGAGUCAUACCUAAACUAUCAGGGUAUUCCGGCUAAGAAGAUGAACACCGAGUUUAGGGGCGAAGCCAUCUACACAGCGGAGGUAGACGCGCAUUUCCCUCAACUGAGCGUUGGGGACACGCUGUAUUUCGCCGCUUUGGCUCGUGCUCCUCGUCUGAUACCUGGUGGUGUUAGUCGAAUACGCUACGCCGAACACCUCCGUGAUGUCAUCAUGGCGAUGUUCGGUGUGAGCCACACCGUGAACACGAAAGUGGGUAACGAUUUUGUUCGAGGUGUCAGUGGAGGCGAACGCAAGAGAGUGACGAUUGCCGAAGCUGCGCUGAGCUUUGCUCCGUUGCAAUGCUGGGAUAACUCCACGCGUGGCCUCGACUCAGCAAACGCGGUCGAGUUUUGCAAGACAUUGCGUACACAAUGCGAUGUGUUUGGCGCGUCUACAUGUGUUGCUAUCUACCAAGCGCCACAAGCUGCUUACAAGGUCUUCGACAAGGUAACUGUCCUGUAUGAGGGCCGACAGAUCUUCUUUGGUCCUGCGAACGACGCACGCAGCUAUUUCGAGCGUCUUGGUUUCGAGUGUCCUGCGUCACAAACCACUCCGGACUUUCUAACUUCGAUGACCUCGCCAUCCGAACGCCGGAUCAAAGCUGGCUACGAAAACACAACACCACGGACUUCGGACGACUUUGCUCGGUGCUGGAAGGAGAGCCCCGAAAGGCAAAGACUGCUCCGAAAUAUCGAGCAGUACAACCAGGAUCAUCCACUCAGUGGAGACGACCUUGAAAAAUUCGCUGAAGCAAGAACACGCGAGAAGUCCCAAAAGCAACGACAGAAAUCGCCAUACACUCUAUCAUAUUGGAGACAGAUCAGACUUUGCAUGUGGCGCGACGUUCAGAUGAUCAAGAACGACCCCUCCGUACCAUUGGCCAUGUUAACGAUCAACUCCUUCGAGGCCAUCAUCAUUGCCAGCAUAUUCUACAAUCUGAGAGAAACAACAGAAUCGUUUUUUAUGCGUGGCGGUAUUCUCUUCAUGAUGGUCCUCCUCAACGCAUUUGGUAGCAUGUUAGAAAUCUUUACUCUUUAUGCGAAACGAACGAUUGUUGAAAAGCACAACCGAUACGCCCUGUACCACCCAAGUGCCGAAGCACUCUCCGCGAUGAUAGUGGAUUUGCCCUACAAGAUCACGAACUCGCUUAUUGUCAACUCUACACUCUAUUUCAUGGCGAAUUUACGCCGCGAACCAGGCCCCUUUUUUUUCUUCUUGCUUGUUGCCUUUACUAUGACACUAUCGAUGAGCAUGUUUUUCCGUCUUUUUGGCUCGAUGACGAAGACCAUCGCACAAGCUCUAGCUCCAAGUUCGAUUAUCCUCAUAUUGCUCGUUAUGUAUACCGGAUUUGCUAUUCCUGUUCAGUAUAUGAGAGGAUGGGCGAGCUGGCUUCGUUGGCUCAACCCGAUUUCCUACGGAUUCGAAAGCGUGAUGGUCAAUGAGUUCCACGGACGUCGAUUUGAAUGCUCGGCAUUUGUUCCAAGCGGUCCGUCCUACGAGAACAUUGCCGCAGAUCAAAGAGCAUGCGCUGUCCAGGGCUCUCAGCCCGGUGAUGGCUUCGUCGGUGGUACCGCAUUUGUUGAGACUGCAUUUCGGUACCAGUACGGGAACCGAUGGCGUAACUACGGAAUAAUCGUUAUGUUUACAUUCGCCCUACUUGUCGCUCAUCUCGUGAUGAGUGAGCUUGUCGCCUCGGAGCGCUCGAAGGGCGAAGUUCUUGUCUUCCGACGAUCCAGCAUGGAGACAAAGAGAAAGCGAGACACCGGAGAUGAAGAGGCCGGUAGCGCGUCUGCUCACGAUGGUGAGAAGGUUAGCAACAGCGAUCGCUCAGAGCACAACGUAGAAAAGCAGGUAUCGGUCUUUCAUUGGGAGAAGGUGAACUACGAAAUCCAGAUCAAGGGCGAGACUCGUACAAUCCUAAACUCUGUCGAUGGCUGGAUCAAGCCAGGGACUCUGACAGCACUCAUGGGCGUGUCAGGCGCAGGCAAAACCACAUUGCUCGACGUUCUUGCUAGUCGAACCACUAUGGGUGUGAUCUCCGGAAACAUGCUAGUAGACGGACGAGAGCGGGAUGAGUCUUUCCAAAGAAGGACUGGCUACGUUAUGCAGCAAGACAUCCAUUUGGAGACUGCCACGGUACGAGAGGCACUUGAAUUCUCGGCUCUUCUGCGACAGCCACCGGAAUACAAGCGCGAGGAGAGACUUUCAUAUGUCAACCAUGUCAUCGGGUUGUUGGACAUGGAACAGUACGCAGACGCUGUUGUUGGUGUGCCUGGAUCAGGUCUGAACGUGGAGCAACGCAAGCGCCUGACCAUCGGCGUCGAGCUUGCCGCCCGUCCUAAGCUUCUUCUGUUCCUUGAUGAACCGACAUCUGGUCUCGACAGUCAAACCUCUUGGUCCAUUUGCGACUUGAUGGAAAAGCUUACCCGCAACGGUCAGGCUAUCUUGUGCACGGUCCAUCAGCCAUCAUCACUACUCUUCCAACGCUUUGAUCGACUGCUACUUCUUGCUAAAGGCGGUCGUACUGUCUACUUUGGUAGCAUCGGUCGCAACUCCAAGGUACUCCUAGACUACUUCGCUCGUAAUGGUGCACCGGAAUGCCCUGCCGGCACCAACCCUGCCGAGUAUAUGCUUAAGGCGAUAGGUGCGGCUCCCGGGGCUCAGACAGCUGUCGACUGGCCUGCAGUCUGGAAAGAGAGCAAAGAGUACACCGACGUGCAAACAGAGCUUGCCAAACUACGAGACCUCGCCAGACAACCCUCCGCUACUAUGGACUCCUCCGAUGGAAGCCAUCAAGCAUUCGCAGCAUCCUUCAUGACCCAGCUACGAGCAGUCGCUCUCCGCUGCGCCCAACAGUAUUGGAGGACACCGUCUUAUAUCUACUCAAAAGCAAUCCUCACCGUCGGUUGUUCUCUCCUGAUUGGCUUCUCUUUCUUCAAAGGUGACAAUACUAUCCAAGGACUUCAAAACCAGAUGUUUGGCGUCUUCAUCUUCCUCUUCGUCCUCAUCCAGCUAUUGUUCCAGAUCAUGCCUAUGUUCGUUAGUCAAAGGACGCUUUACGAGGCCCGCGAACGACAGUCAAAGACCUAUGCCUGGCAAACGUUUGUACUCUCUAAUAUUACGGUAGAGAUGGCUUGGAACGCUUUCAUGUCCGUUUUCUGCUUUCUUGUCUGGUACUAUCCAGUUGGCCUCUACCGCAACGCCGAAUGGACCGACUCCGUAAACAUCCGUGCUUUCCACACACUCCUGAUUAUCGUUGCUGCGUUCCUCUUCGCAAGUUCGCUGGCACAUAUGAUUAUUGCAGGCUUACCAAAUGAAGAGAUUGCAGGCGCUGUCGCAACGCUGGUCUCCAUCAUGUUGUACGCUUUCUGUGGUAUCCUAACAGGACCGAGCGCCUUACCGCGGUUCUGGAUCUUUAUGUAUCGGGUGAAUCCAUUUACAUAUCUUGUCUCGAGCUUCAUGUCAUCAACACUGGGCCAAGCGCCAGUCUCUUGCGACGACACCGAGUUCCAGUCCUUCUUCUCACCAGCGGACCAGAGCUGUGAGGAGUAUAUGCGAGACUACAUGUCAACAGCGGGUGGUUUUCUUCGCGAUCCACAGGCUACCGGCCAGUGUAAUUAUUGCCAGAUGGACAGUACCAACCAAUUUCUAGAGCGUAUAAGUAUUGACUGGGCUACCCGCUGGAGAGACUUUGGUCUGCUGUGGGUAUAUAUCGCGUUCAAUGUUGCGGCUGCGGUGUUUCUUUACUGGCUUUGCCGCGUGCCGAAGGGGAAGAAGGCGUAG